ACUUGGAUAUGCCGGGGUUCAUCAAAAAACAUUCAUUUAAGUCAUUGACUGUUUUGGCUCAUCUACUAGCAUCUGAAGUCAGAGUUAUGUUAUAGUUAAAAUUUGUUUGCUAAAAAAGUACAAAUUGUAUCGAUACUAAGGUUAUAUCAUGCCAGACUAGCUGGUUAGUGGUUCAACGUCAAUGUUAUUGCUUUUUUGAUGCAUCCAUGUGUUUGUAUUUUCAUUCCAUUUCACAAUGGAUUCUGUGUUUUUACUUUUGUUGAUAUUUCACUAAUUUAUCUUGAUAAAGGUUGUAGUUUGUACAUUACCAAACUUGCCAUGUUCUUCGGAAUAGGUUGUUGUUAAACAUAACACGUAGGUAGCUACCUACCGAAUAAAACACAGUGGAAUUGAUUGAACUCUGGUGGGAACAGAGGCUUAUUUUGUUGAUGUAUAUAUUUCUAGUACCUUAUGGUUAAAAAAGUUGUUUUUUAUUGUAACUGGUGAUUGUCUUAUGCAUUAUGCAUUUUGCUGAACCUGAACGUUAAAUCUUAUUUCAAUUUCAUUAGCAUUCACAGCUUGCAUUCCAGCAUGAAAUGGUAUUUGUCAAGACCAGGUCCGACCUUCAACUGUGGCGCUGUUGAUACAAAUAUCACUAAAUAUGUAACUGCAGAAAUUUUAGGUUGUAGGUUUUGUGUUGUAGGCUGGCAGGUUUGUAAGUUGUAAGUUGUUAGGUUGUAGGCUGGAAGCUUGUUGGUAAGAAGCUAAAGUUAGGUCAGGUAUGAUCAUGUUAUUUUUCUUGUAUUUGUGAGACAUGUAAAUAUAAUUUUUGGAUUCAGGAUGUCAAAUAAUGUAAGAAUAUGAAAAUAUUCUUGAAAUCUUCUUAGGACUUUAUCUUGACAUUUACCCAGGAAACUCUGUAGUAUGUGCCUACCUACCUCCUAACACUAAGCACCUGCCUGCCCUAGACAGAGACAAAGUUGAUGCUGCUAACUUUGAAUACAAACAAAAGCCUCAAGUUUAAAUGUUUGGCAGAUUAGCUGGGGUAAAUUGUUUUUAAUGCCUCACAUUGUAUAGGAUCUAAGGAUCUUACUGAAAACAGGACAGGAAUAAAAUUAGGGUUGGAAAGGUGACUUUGGUUCAUGUGUAUUAGCCCAAUGCUGGUCAAAUAUGUCCUUGAGGCCAGGGUUUCGAAGUCGGAGUCGGAGUCGGAGUCGGAGUCGCCCGGAGUCGUGGCAAGCAGCCAGGAGUCGGAGUCGGAGUCGGAGUCGGUCAAGCUGCCUCGACUCCGACUCCGGAAAAUAACUAGAAUCUGUGAUAUCACUUUUCAGUUUUUUUUUUUUUUACCAGUUGCCCGCGGUAGAAUUCGCUUCCGGCGAUAAAAAUUGCACUCAUCUUGUUUUUGUUCUAAAUGACAAACAUUCGAUCUUACAAGUUUCAAGUUAUAUCAUAAUUUAGUAGCCAAGUAUUUUGCAUGCCUGUUAUAAGUUCCACUAUCUGAAGUAUUUCACGAGUCAAAAACUAAAUGACAACUGCAUCUUUAUUUUCUUCGUUUAUGCUCCGAAAAGUAUCAACACAUAGGAAUGACCGACAUGAUGGCGAUGCUCGUGUUCGUGAUACGGCCGCCUUUCGCGCUUCUCGGCGGGUUUCCACGCUGACCGCUGACCUCUUGUGGAUUCAGCUGCGUCCACGUGGGAGAAAUGGUGACUGCAUGAAGGAAACUGGAGAGUAUGAGCGUUCUCCCCGUGCACGUAGACCUAGCACGUGGCGUCAUAUCACGCAAAAUUUUGGCGGCCGCCAUUGCCAUUCGUAUCAGACCCGGAGUCGGAGUCGGAGUCGGAGUCGGAGUCGGAGUCGGAGUCGGUCAGGAGCCCGGAGUCGGAGUCGGAGUCGGAGUCGGAACAGCGCUACCACGACUCCGAAACCCUGCUUGAGGCUGAGGGCAUCUGCUGAUAGUGCAAACUGCUAACACAGCAUAAUAAGAUCAGGCAGCUUUUCCAAUAGGUAACAAACAUGUUUUGAACUAACAAGUAACAACAAAGUCAAUAUUUUUCCAGGAACAGUCACCUUUUGAAGAUAUGAUAAGGAAGAAGUAAGAUUCUGCAGACAACUCUUACAACAGAUAUCAGUACCAAAAGAACAGACAUGUUCUCAGUUCCUGACAGCUACCUCCAGCUGGAUGAGGAUGAGGGCGACCUGAUUGACCUCCCUCCAGAGGUUCUGUCUGCAAUUGAUCAGGUGCUUCCGAGUAACGAUCCGUUGGACCGUCCCGACUUUGACGUGGUCGACUACAUCAAUCAGCUGUUCCCUAACGAGCAGUCGCUGAGUAACAUCGAUGACGUCAUAUCGUCGAUGACGGAGCGGGUGCGCGUCAUCGACCAGGAGAUCAGGAACGUGGUGCGCGGACACACCAACUCCGGACAGGAUGGUAAGCGGGCGCUGGAGGAGGCGCAGAAGUCGAUCGUGCAGCUGUUCAACAAGAUCUCCGAGAUCAAAGGUCGCGCCGAACAGUCUGAGCAGACGGUCAAGGAGAUCACGCGCGACAUCAAGCACCUGGACCAGGGCAAGAGAAACCUGACGGCGGCCGUCACCACGCUCAACCACCUGCACAUGCUGGCCGGAGGCGUCGACACGCUCCAGUCCCUGAUCUGCCGGCGCCAGUACGGCGAGAUAGCCAUGCUGCUGGAGGGUGUCAUGAAGGUCCUGGAACACUUCGACAAGUACAUGGACAUUCCACAGAUCAAGGAGCUCGCCGAUCAGGUGCACAAGAUCCGGACCGACUUGGCAGAGCAGAUCACCAGCGACUUUAAGGAGGCGUUCUCGGCGGCCAACUCCAAGAAGGCCAUCCCCAGUCAGCAACUGGGAGAGGCAUGCCUCGUCGUCAACGUUCUGGAGCCCAAAGUCAAACGUGAGCUGCUGCGCUGGUUCGUAUCACUCCAGCUCGCCGAGUACACACACCUGUUUGGUGCCAACGAGGAGUCCGCCUGGCUGGAUAAUAUCGACAAACGCUACACGUGGCUGAAGCGGCACCUGAUCGAGUUUGAGGAGCGCUUCGGCCGCCUCUUUCCGCCCGAAUGGGAGGUCUCCGAACGGAUCGCUGUCGAGUUCUGCCAGGUCACAAGGUCGGAACUAUCAGCCAUCAUGGCGAGGCGUGUCUCCGAGAUGGACGUCAAGCUCCUGCUGUUCGCCAUCCAGCGCACGGCCAACUUUGAGACGCUGCUGUCACGUCGGUUCUCCGGGGUGACGCUACAGGACCGCCGGACGGCCGCUGCCGCCGCCGAGCCGGCCACGCCGAAGGAGUCGACCAACCCUUUCGGGGAGCCGGAGCCGGAGCCCAAGUCGACGAACCCGUUUGAGACGGAGGAGGACGCAGCCGAGGCGGAGAAGUCGGUCCCCGCCCCGCCUCCGCCGGAGCCAGCGGCGCCACCCUCUGACCCGUUCCAGGGUCUGAUCAGCCAGUGCUUCGAGCAGCACCUCAACAUCUACAUCGAGAGCCAGGACAGGAACCUAUCGGACCUGAUGGAGCGCUUCAGCCAGGAGCUGAAGGCCAAGGGUUUCCCCAGCGCGGCCGCCGAGAGCUCGCUGAUCCUGCCCAGCUGUGCCGACCUGUUCAUGUUCUACAAGAAGUGUAUGCUGCAGUGCUCGCAGCUAAGUCGCGGCCGACAGCUGCUCGCUCUGACGGCCGUGUUUCAGAAACAUCUUCGGGAGUACGCGCUGAAAAUUCUGCUCGCCAACCUACCCAAGCAGACAGUUAGCGGGGCCACGGGCGGCUCGUCUGGUAAGACGCUCCCGAUCGACCUGAAGGACCUGUCGAACCUCUCCAACCUGCGCGACAUGGCCACAGCCGGGUUCCUGCACAACUUCCAGAACCUCAUGAAGGAGGGCGAGAUACAGCGGCUCACCAGGGACGACCUGGGGCGCGUCUGCAGCAUCCUGACGACGGCCGAGUACUGCCUGGACACGACGCAGCAGCUGGAGCUGAAGCUGAAGGAGAAGGUGGAGCCCACUCUGGUGGACCGCAUCAACCUCGGCGGAGAGCAGGACGUCUUUCACAGCGUGAUCGGCAACUGCGUGCAGGUGCUGGUGCAGGACCUCGAGUCGGCCUGUGACCCGGCGCUCGUCACCAUGACCAAGAUGAGCUGGCAGAACGUGGAGUCGGUGGGCGACCAGAGCGGCUACGUCAGCCUCAUCACUGGCCAGCUGAAGACCACCGUGCCCGUCAUCAGAGACAACCUGGCCGGGUCCAGGAAGUACUUCACCCAGUUCUGCGUCAAGUUCGCCAACUCGUUUAUCCCGAAGUUCAUCCAGCACAUUUACAAGUGUAAGCCCGUGAGCACAGUGGGAGCCGAACAGCUUCUGCUGGACACCCACUCACUGAAGACGGAGCUGCUCGACCUGCCCUCUCUCGGCAGCCAGGUGCAACGCAACGCGCCCGCCAGCUACACUAAGAUCGUGGUGAAGGGGAUGACGCGCGCUGAGAUGCUGCUGAAGGUGGUGAUGUCGCCCCACGAGCGUCCGGCCGACUAUGUGGAACAGUACGGCCGGCUGCUGCCAGAGUCCGACGCUGCAGAGUUUCAGAAGGUGCUCGAUAUGAAGGGUGUGCGCCGGGCGGAGCAGAGCCAGCUUCUGGAUGUGUUCCGCAGCAGCCGGCCGGGCGGCGCGGCGGCCGCCACCGCCCCCACCGGCAGCCCCGAGCACGAGGCCGGCCGAAUCCACCGGUUAGAGAAACUCAUCAAACGACGAAUGUAGCGAAUUGCAGCUGGGACGGGGGAGAGGGGAGGGGUGAUACUUGGUUGUUAUGUUUUGUGGAUGUGUGAUGUACUGGGGAUGUCACGAAUUAUAUUGCUUUAUUUUUUGUUGGUGCACGGUAAAAGUCACGCUUGUUGAAUUCGUUUCCUAGUUUUUGCUGGGAUGUAAUUUAUCAAAGUACCAAGUUCGCUCAACACAACUAUUCCAGGGUGUUAACGGCGAACAAAUGGGCCAAUAUAUUGAUAUACGAUACU
This is a messenger RNA of Amphibalanus amphitrite, 4982 nucleotides long. RefSeq names its product vacuolar protein sorting-associated protein 53 homolog. The record is from RefSeq and is a predicted model, not a curated record. The coding region runs from base 2125 to 4728 and encodes 867 amino acids. The transcript has 16 exons. Lineage: Eukaryota; Metazoa; Arthropoda; Thecostraca; Balanomorpha; Balanidae. Gene Ontology annotation, cellular component: GARP complex. Gene Ontology annotation, biological process: retrograde transport, endosome to Golgi.